AUGGCUUCAGUCAAACUACGGCCAGCUCAGCCAGCGGAUGCAGCCGGUAUCGCAAAUACUCACUACAGAGCCCUGGAUCGAUAUCAUGAAUUCUACGGGGCAUUUUUUGUCUUGGAUCCGAAAGAAAUUUUGGAGAAAUCGACGCCUGUGGCGCUGGAAAAGCCAGAAAACAUUAUCUUGGUUGCGGUAGAUGAGGAGUCGAGUGGCGUUGUUGGGAUUGUCAAGUAUACUAUUGAGGCAGAGAAAGUGGUGUCUACUGCUACUGUUGAGGGUCCUGCUUCUGUUGAGGAUCCUGCUUCUGUUCCUGCUGGUCCUUCGCUUACGGCAGUCAAAGAGCACUUGAAAGAGCUGUGGACAGAGUUUGGGAGGAGGAGAGACGAAAUGGAUGAGUGUUAUGAAAGGGCUGCGGAUGGAAAGAGGCAUAUUUAUAUCCAUACUUUGAUGAUCAACCCAGAUUAUCAGCGUAGAGGCAUUGGAGGGAAGCUGCUCGCUGAAGUGCUGAAACAGAGUGACAAAGAAGCCAUUCCGGUAUUCUUGGCAUCGACAGCAGAGUCAAUUGGGCUGUACAGCAGGAUGGGGUUUGAGAGCCUGGGAACAUGGCCGAUUGACAACGAGUACUGGGCGGGAAGAAUAGUUGGGCUGGAAAGGGAGCUCGGGAUUGCUGGCCAUGAAGGGCUGCAGGAGACGUUUAAGGGAGUCGGCGAGGUUGAAGAUGUGAUGGUGAGAUGGCCAAAGAAGCAGUGA
This is a messenger RNA of Trichoderma gamsii, 744 nucleotides long. RefSeq lists its product as hypothetical. The record is from RefSeq and is a predicted model, not a curated record. Bases 1 to 744 code for a protein of 247 amino acids. The transcript has 2 exons. NCBI's taxonomy places the organism in Eukaryota, Fungi, Ascomycota, Sordariomycetes, Hypocreales, Hypocreaceae. Gene Ontology annotation, molecular function: acyltransferase activity, transferring groups other than amino-acyl groups.